This is a messenger RNA of Cricetulus griseus (Chinese hamster), 1795 nucleotides long. NCBI's taxonomy places the organism in Eukaryota, Metazoa, Chordata, Mammalia, Rodentia, Cricetidae. The record is from RefSeq and is a predicted model, not a curated record.
ACAAAAGGUAUGCGGCCCAGAGUGCUUUCCUGCUCUCACUCAGGUCCCUAACCAGCAUCUUGGCCAACCUUCCAGGCCCAAACUCGUCUCCUUGGACCUGGGCUUCAAUGACUUGACAGACCUGCAGAGCAUGAUAACAGGUCUCAGCACCUUGCGGCAACUGAGGCUGCUGAUACUGCAGGGGAACCCACUGGCCCUGGUGCCUUACUACCGAGGCUUUACUGUGGACAGCCUGGCACACCUCUGUGUGCUGGACGACGUCAUCGUGUCUCCCAGCGAGAAGCACCAGUUCCGGGGACUCAGCGUUCAUGGUGACCUGUUGGCACAUGAGGCACAGUUUGUGGUAACCAUUGGAAAUGUCAGGGGGGCUAUGGACUCCUCUGUCUUGGACCCAGAGCCAGGACCUGAGGGCCCUUUCAUCAGCUACAGCUAUUAUGUGACCUAUGACUUUGUGGAAGAUGAAGACAAUGAAGGGAAUGCGUUCCGCAACAGGAUGAGGGAGACACAACCUGAAAGUGAUCUGGCUGAGAUUGCCCAGCCCGCCUCCAGCAUGGAGCAGUUAGAUGAGGAGGUUCAUGAGGAGGACCAACAGGAUCUGUUGGAGGACCAUCCAGGGACCCAGCACGGACAGUCUCGCCUGACCCGCCGUGGUGUCCGCCAGGGGAUUCCAGAGUCUCCCGAGGGCAUGUCCAAGGAGAUGGCUGAGUUUUUAGCUGAGGAGAUGGACGAGGAGUCUGGGAUAGAGUCUGGGAUAACAGAUAUGGAGGAGUCAGAGACAACCAUUUCCAUCCACUCGGAGCCCCUGCCACAAUCGAUUAGCUCUUCAGAAGAACUGUCCAAGCUGCGGCCACGCAUUGAUACACGACUCUGUCCAUCCCCAGGGUAGGAGGAGAAGGCAAGGUGGCUGGGGGUAGGCGGAGCAUCCGUGGUUGCCACAGCCAGAGCUGCCCUUGCAGCUGAGCCACAAAGAGCCACCAAGGCUGUCUUCUCAUUAGUUAGCCUGUAGCUGUGAGCUAGUGGUAGCUUUGGGCUUAGUCCAGACCCUUUUCUGGAGCCCUAACUUCCCACUCAGUACAACUAGCUCCAGGCACCUGAGGGUAGAGGACAAAACUCUCCAAAAGAUUGACUCUCCUGUCAAUACAGCUUCCAUCUCAGCUAUUGGAAUCUGAUUCUUACAGCCAUUAAUUUUAAAAAACAAAAGACCCCAAAUCAAACAUGCUUAUUUUCUUUAUAUGUGUGUUUUUCCUGAACAAACAUGAGUGUACUGCCUAUGCGUCUGUUGCCGGAGGAGUCCAGAAGGUUCAGGAUCCUCUGGAACUGGAAUUAUAGCUGGUUGUAAACUGCCAUGUGCAUGCUGGGAACUGAACCUGGGUCUUCUAUAAGCAGCAGCUGGCAAUCUCUGAGCUAUGUCUCCAACUCCUUUUAGCUUUUCAAUCCAUCUGGGAUGUGUUCAUAUAAAAUGUAGCAAGGCACUCGCUUCAAGGCAAUAGGUUCUUUGUUUUGUUUGCAGUACUAGAGGCUGAAGCAAUGAGCCUAACCUCCUGGACAAGUGUUCUAUGGCAGAGCCCCAGCCCUUGUUUUACUCUGUGCUUAGAUACGAACACUCACUAAGUUUCCUAGGCCAACCUUGAACUUGGGGUCCUCGCUGAGUAGCUCAAAUUCCAGGUACCACCAGGCCUAACAACCAUGUUUUUGUUGCCUAGUCAACCCAAUUUUCAUGCAUGAGCAUGUGUAAACACACACACACACACACACACACACACAUGAGCAUGUACACGCACGCACGCACGCACGC